Messenger RNA from Aspergillus caelatus, 542 nucleotides. RefSeq names its product DUF3759 domain-containing protein. Lineage: Eukaryota; Fungi; Ascomycota; Eurotiomycetes; Eurotiales; Aspergillaceae. The transcript has 3 exons. The coding region runs from base 137 to 454 and encodes 105 amino acids. The record is from RefSeq and is a predicted model, not a curated record.
UUUGGUUAGGGGGCUCUGGGAUCAAUCUAAAUAGCCUGUCUGCCUCUCCUCCUCCUCUCCUUUUCUUUUUCUCUCUCCUCAUCCAUCACAUCUUUUUCUGAUUUUUCCCCAAACAGACCACUCUCAUCCAAACACAAUGACUUGGUUCGGCGACGAUCACGAUAACGCCCGCGCCCACCAGGAGGUCAACGGCACCGAAGGCCACCAGGGACACUGGUCUCACCAGGUCAUCGGCGGUGCCGCUGCCUACGAGGCCAUGAAGGCCUACAACGACCACGAGGCGAAGAACGGAAAACCCCAGAGCCAUACCAAGGCUAAGGAGAUCGGCGCUGGCUUGGCCGCCGCUGCUGUCGAACGUCUCUUCGAGACCAAGGGCCUCGACUUCAUUGACAAGGAGAAGGCGAAGUACCAUGCCCAGAAAGAGGCUGAGGAGGCCAUUAACCGUCACUACUAAGGGUUGACUUUCCCUUGUUGACUAUGAAUCGUCCAUGAUGUAUAUAACAUGAAUACCAAUUAAUGUUUUCAGACGAGGUGUUCUCUCU